This is a messenger RNA of Cryptomeria japonica (Japanese cedar), 1852 nucleotides long. Its product is annotated as protein HOTHEAD. Gene Ontology annotation, molecular function: flavin adenine dinucleotide binding; oxidoreductase activity, acting on CH-OH group of donors. The coding region runs from base 61 to 1674 and encodes 537 amino acids. The transcript is spliced from 4 exons. The record is from RefSeq and is a predicted model, not a curated record. Lineage: Eukaryota; Viridiplantae; Streptophyta; Pinopsida; Cupressales; Cupressaceae.
ACAACCUUCAGCAGUUAGAUUCGUUUUGAAUUCGACUAUAUACGAGGAGCUAGAUUACAAAUGAGAAUGGAGAUUGUAUUCUUUUUAAUUUCAUGUCUGCUUUUAUUUACGAAUCAUCAUCACCUGCUUUGUCCCGUGGAGGCAGCGCAGAACUCAGAAUAUCCGUAUUCGUUUAUGACAACAGAUGCUGAAAAGGCGGCUGCGAGAACGUAUGAUUACAUUAUCGUUGGAGGAGGUGCAGCUGGAUGUCCUCUGGCAGCAACACUGUCACAGAAUUAUACUGUUUUAGUAUUGGAGAGGGGAGGCUCUCCCUAUGGAAAUCCCGUCACUGCAGACAAUAAAGUCUUUUACAAGGUCUUUGGCAACGCCAGUGAUUAUCCCUAUGAACUUGAGGGAUUUGUGACAGAAGAUGGAGUGCAGACAGCGAGAGGAAGGGUUCUGGGAGGUGGAACAUCCGUCAAUGCUGGCUUCUACAGCAGGGCAAGCCUUCAAUAUAUUCGAAAUAUGGGAUGGGAUGAGAAGAUUGUAAAUGAGUCAUAUGAAUGGGUGGAGAAAUCGAAUGCCUUCAAGCCAGACAAGCUUUUUGUGUGGAGUUCUGCAGUCCGGGAUGGGCUUUUAGAAGCUGGGGUGCUUCCUUAUAAUGGGUAUACUCUGAAUAAUUUGGAGGGAACCAAGAUAAGUGCUACAAUUUUUGACAACAAUGGAAAGAGACACACAGCUGCAGAUCUUCUGCAACAUGCAAAUCCAGAUAACAUUAUAGUUCUUCUGAAUGCUACAGCCAGCAGAAUCCUCUUUGAUUCCUCCUCAGGGAAGUUGAAGGCUACUGGUGUGGAAUUCACCGGCACCAAUGGCAAGUCUUAUCAAGUAUCAACCAACAAAUCAACAAAUUUGAGUGAGGUUAUUUUGUCUGCAGGACCCAUAGGUAGCCCCCAACUUCUACUAUUAAGUGGAAUAGGUCCAUCAGAUGAACUAGAAAAAUUGAAUAUUGCUGUGCAUUUAGAUUUGAAAUUAGUAGGAAAACGGGUUCAAGAUCCACCUCGUGCAACAGUUAUCAUUGAAUCCCCUAAACCCUUGGAAUUUGGUAACAUACAGAUUGUAGGUAUAAUAGACAAUUCAAACAUUUACAUUGAGCCUACUAGCUAUUUCACAGAAAUAAAUGCCACACAUAAUGAAUAUUAUGGUGUAAUUUUUAGUAAGGUGGCAUACCCCUUAUCAACAGGUGAGCUAAAGCUUAGAAGCAAAGAUCCCCGAGAUGUCCCUUCUGUGAGAUAUAACUAUUAUUCCAAUCCUUCUGAUCUAAAAGAAUGUAUGCUUGGUGUGAAGACAUUGACUCGUAUUAGCAUGACAUCAUCUCUUCAAAAAUUUGCAUUUAAUGUUAGUGGGAACUCAAAGAUGCUUCAAUAUAGUGGAUCGGCAUUACCACAAAAUCCAUCCGACAAUGAUGCCUUGGCCAAGUUCUGCAAAGAUACACGUUCAUCAAUAUGGCAUUUUCAUGGAGGCUGUCAAAUUGAUCUUGUAAUUGAUAAAAUGCAUCAUGUAAAAGGGGUUGAUAGUCUAAGGGUUGUUGACAAUUCUAUUUUCAAGGAUAGUCCAGGAACAAAUCCACAAGCCACUACUAUGAUGCUUGGACGGUAUAUGGGACUUCACAUCCUCAAAGAACGCAUUGGAAACUAAAAAUUCUACAAAUUAUAAUAUCUUCAAAAUAAAAUGUUAUAUAUUGUAUUCUUCAUUAGACAUUAUCCAAAAUAAUAUCGUUUGUGAUGUAAUUUUAGAUUACAUAAAUAAUUGAUAAUGUACUUUAUCAUUAUGUAAAGGAUUGUUGAUUAUAUUUGAUAAUAUUCUAAAAUGGGGC